AAAGAAAACAAUGGUAAAACGGCCCUCAGAAGACGGUGCUCUGAUUUCAAAACGAGCUAAAGCUGAUGAAGAAAAUCAUCAACAAUUGAUCGUUAGUAGUGAUGGAUCUGGUAAAGGUCAAUUAAUUCAAUCGGUUAAAAGGACUAGUGGUCUUGCUGCUCCGAUCAUGGUCUUGAGUGGUCAUACUGCAGAAGUUUUAGAUGUUAAAUUCGAUUCAAGUGGUGAUCAUUUAGCUUCAGCUUCAGCUGAUCGUACUAUAAAUCUUUGGUCAGUUUAUGGAGAAGAGUGUAGAAAUUAUGGUUUAUUAAAAGGUCCAAAAGGAGCGAUCAUGUCAAUUGAUUUUUCACCUAUCAGACCACUUGAAAGACUUUAUGCUGCUUCAGUUGAUAGAACCGUUACUACAUUUGAUCUUCAUACUGGUAUACCUUCUCGAAGACAUCGUGGUCAUACUGGAAUUGUCAAUUCGAUUAGUAUCUCUUCUACUAGUAGUCGUGAUUUGAUUGCUUCUGGUUCGGAUGAUGGAACAGUUAAGAUUUGGUGUGAAGACGAAAAAGAUGCAGUUGAUGAAGUUGAACUUAAUUAUCCAAUCACAGCUGUUCAAUGGUCUGCUGAUGGUCAACAACUCUUUAUUGGUGGAAUUGAUAAUGAUGUACAUUGUUUUGAUUUACGGAAGAAAGAAGUCUCUUGGAGUUUACGUGCUCAUACUGAUACCAUCUCAGGUCUCAGGUUGAGUCCUGAUGGUAGCUUUUUACUUAGCUCAGCCUUUGAUGAUACAUUACGUAUUUGGGACGUAAGGCCAUUUGCUCCUGUCAACAACUUGAAUGGACCGCAUUAUCCACCUCGACUCGUCAAAACCCUUCUGGGUGCGCCUUCUGGACAUGACAAUCAAUUACGAACACCUUCAUGGGAUCCAAGUGGAGAUAGAGUAGCAGUAGGAGCAGCUGAUCGAUCACUUACCAUAUGGCAUGUGAACACUGGUAACAUUCUAUAUAAGUUACCGGGCCAUAAAGGAACCGUUACCUCUUGUGAUUUUCAUCCAAAAGAACCUAUCAUUGCAAGUGGAGGAGUAGAUAGACAAGUGUUUCUUGGUGAACUUGAUCCAAUGGCUAGAUAAGAUUGGUUGCUUUGAAUCAAUUAUAAAAAGUUUCAAGUAUGCAAUGUAUUCAUAGGAAAUUUUGUCGAUCUU
Messenger RNA from Melampsora larici-populina 98AG31, 1186 nucleotides. RefSeq lists its product as uncharacterized. NCBI's taxonomy places the organism in Eukaryota, Fungi, Basidiomycota, Pucciniomycetes, Pucciniales, Melampsoraceae. The coding region runs from base 11 to 1114 and encodes 367 amino acids. Gene Ontology annotation, cellular component: catalytic step 2 spliceosome. Gene Ontology annotation, molecular function: protein binding; RNA binding. The record is from RefSeq and is a predicted model, not a curated record. The transcript is spliced from 5 exons.